AUGUCCAGCCGCCGCGCACCAUCUCCGGCCACGACGGGGGGCACGGCCGUCCCGCCCUCCGCGCUCCGGCCGCCGCGCCCGCGGUGCAACGACGUGUUCGUCCGGCUGGUCUGCGCCGAGAACCUCAUGCCGGAGCUGGCGACCAUCCGCGCCCUCCUGCCGCGGUACCCCUACGUCACCGUCUACGCGGAGCACGCCGCCGGAGGGGACGACUACGACUACGCCGACGCCGACGGCCUCGCCGCGCUGCCGCCGGGCGUGCGGGUGGAGUGCCUCCCCGCCGCGGCGCGGUACGCGCUCGCCAAGAUCGACGUCGACGCGUUCCCGCUCCUCCGGCUCGGCAUCACGCUCUGCGACGCGCACGGGCGGCUCCCCGCGCUGCGCGCCGCCCCCUGGGCCGCCGCCGCCGCCGCGUCCGUGUGGCAGGUCGGGCUGCUCCCCGGCGGCGGCGGCGGCGGCCCAGGGGCCGCGACGACCCUGCGGGCGCUCGCCUACGCCCUGCGCGCCACCGGCGUGGUCUCCGCCGAGACCCGGGGCAACGUCACCUGGGUCGCGCACGGCGGGCUCUACCACCUCGGGUUCCUCCUCAAGGCGCUCACCGGCGGCGCGCCGCUGCCGGACACCAGGGGCGAGUUCCUGGCGGCGCUGAGAGGGUACCUCGGCGGGAGGGUGUUCGACGUGAGGUACGUGGCGGCGCGGGUGCCGAGGGGCGUCACCCUCAAGGGCCCGCUCGCGUACCUGGCGGCGCUGCUCGGCGCGCCCGCCGCCGCGGCGAGGGGCCCCUGGCAGGCCGGGGAGAAGAGCCUCGCCGCGUGCCAGGUGUUCAUGCGGAUCAAGGGGCUUUACUUCGCCUGGGACGGCGUCGACGUGCACGCCGGCUGCAUCGACGGCCUGCACGCGCCGCCGCCGUGGUCGAGCUGA
Molecule: messenger RNA, 921 nt
Organism: Panicum virgatum (switchgrass)
Lineage: Eukaryota; Viridiplantae; Streptophyta; Magnoliopsida; Poales; Poaceae
Product: probable CCR4-associated factor 1 homolog 9
Exons: 1
Coding region: 1-921 (306 amino acids)
Cellular component (GO): P-body; CCR4-NOT core complex; CCR4-NOT complex
Molecular function (GO): poly(A)-specific ribonuclease activity; nucleic acid binding
Source: RefSeq, a predicted model, not a curated record